AUCCGUCCUGCCUGUGGUGUGGGAAAGUGAUGAAUGGGGGCUGUUCUGCCCGGGGGGAGGGCUGCUGUCACUCUGGCGAGGCUGCAGCCUUAUUUAUUACACACCAAAGUAUAAAACCACCCAGCUGCUGCAGCUCUCGGCUCCAGCCCUGGCAUUUGCCCGAGGAGACCACGUUCCUGGAGCCCCGCUGUCUUCUCCAGGACGCUCUGUGGCUCUGUUGAGAGAACCAUGCUCGGGAGGCAGCUCGUCUGUUGGCACAUGCUGGCUUUGCUUUUCCUCCCAUUUUGCCUGUGUCAAGAUGAAUACAUGGAGGUGAGCGGAAGAGCUAAUAACGUGGUGGCAAGAAUAGUGCAAAGCCACCAGCAGACUGGCCGUAGCGGCUCCAGGAGGGAGAAAGUGAGAGAGCGGAGCCAUCCUAAAACUGGGAUUGUGGAUAAUAACACUUCUGCAGACCUAAAAUCCCUGAGACCAGAUGAGCUACCGCACCCCGAGGUAGAUGACCUAGCCCAGAUCACCACAUUCUGGGGCCAGUCUCCACAAACUGGCGCACUGCCCCCAGACUGCAGCAAGUGUUGUCAUGGAGACUACGGCUUCCGAGGCUACCAAGGCCCACCUGGGCCACCAGGCCCUCCCGGCAUUCCAGGAAACCACGGAAACAAUGGUAAUAAUGGAGCCACUGGCCAUGAAGGGGCCAAAGGUGAGAAAGGUGACAAAGGUGACCUGGGGCCUCGAGGGGAGCGGGGGCAUCACGGCCCCAAAGGAGAGAAGGGCUACCCUGGCGUUCCACCAGAACUGCAGAUUGCGUUCAUGGCUUCUCUAGCAACUCACUUUAGCAAUCAGAACAGUGGAAUUAUCUUCAGCAGUGUUGAGACCAACAUCGGAAACUUCUUUGACGUCAUGACUGGUAGAUUUGGGGCCCCAGUAUCAGGUGUGUAUUUCUUCACGUUCAGCAUGAUGAAGCACGAGGAUGUUGAGGAAGUGUAUGUGUACCUCAUGCACAAUGGCAAUACAGUCUUCAGCAUGUACAGCUAUGAAACAAAGGGGAAAUCAGAUACAUCCAGCAACCAUGCUGUGCUGAAGCUAGCCAAAGGGGAUGAAGUUUGGCUGAGAAUGGGCAAUGGCGCUCUCCAUGGGGACCACCAACGCUUCUCCACCUUUGCGGGCUUCCUGCUCUUUGAAACUAAGUAAAUAUAUGAGUAGAAUAGCUCCAGUUUGGGGAAGCCUCUUAGCUGAGCUAGUGAAGUUAUGAUCUGAGAAACAUUAAAGGUGAGGGUGUUACAUGCCGUAUUUAAAAAAAAUGUAUUAGUUACAUUGAUAAUCAUGCUACAGGUAUAUCAAUAAUGUUAGAUGACUCAGGGGCUCGGAAGAAUAAACCACAGAACAGUCUUCCCAGAUGACCUUGACUAAUACACUCAGCAUUUUUAUCACUCUUCCCUAGGCACCUAGAAGAGAAUUCUCCUCUGACACAGGUUGGAAAUAAUUGUUCCCAUCAGAGAAGUCAUUUGCAAAGAAUUUUGGCUGCUUUGUUUUUAAUUUAAUACCAGCUUUCAGGAACCCCUGAAGUUUUGGCUCAUCAUUCUUUGUAACACUUCAGAGAUUGGGUGCAGUGAUCACGUUGGGACUGGGGCAAGAGCAAGUGCACUUGCCAGGACCUAGGUACCAGAAACAUUUGUAAAGCCUAAACUGGAAAAUAACACUUUGAUCCAGUGGGUCGAUAUUCAUGAAUAAAAUAUAGAUUCUUUUAGUAAUUCCAGAUAGUCUUUAGAUAGUGAAAGUAUUUACAAUGCCCACAAAUAAUUGGCUCCUCCUUUUUUUAAAAUAAAGAUACUUCUGUAAUUAAAUCUUGACUUUUAAUAUUGUAUUUUUAGAAAUAGUAUUUUCUCAUGAUCCAGAAUUGGAUUUAUCAGAUCUGGCUUAUCAGAUUGACUCUUUGCUAUUGUGUUUGUUGAAUUACAAUAGAUCUUUGUUGACUCUGGCCUAUGAAACCAGCUGAGGUGAGCUGAGGUCCAUAUAGGACAGAUGUCACAUUCUUUUCUCUUAAUUUUGAAAUUACCGCAAUAUAUUUAUACUUUAGACACACCAUUGCAUGUUGAAGGGGCUUUAAACUAAAUUGUAUACAUUCAAACUAACGAAUGCAAAAUAUAAGAGUAUUUCAUUGAAGAAACGUACAAGAAAAUGUUUUAACCUUUUAUUCAAUAAAAAAUAUGAUUUCCUUGAUUACUGUAUUUAACCAGUAUUCACAGAGCAGCUUGUUUGUAACAGGCAUUAUAGGAGGUGCCACUUGGCUUUGGCUCAUGCCUCCCCAUUCCAAAAUUGAAGGAUUAAAUUUGCUACCAGAAGGAUAUUCAUAAGAAUGUACCAUAAGUUCUGAAGAUAGUGCCCCAAGCUAAUACCCCAUAUUGGUUUAUUUUAGGCAAAGAAAGCAUCACUGGAAUAUGUGUUUACCCUGAUGUUGAAUCAUGUUUAAAAUGCACUAGAUAACUUCAGCUACACACUUUUAAAAAUAAUAAAAAAGCACUAGAGAGAUGCCUAUCUGAAAAAUAUUAUAUAAUGAAUUUCCUUUGAAGUAAUGAGUCCUUAAUUUAUUUUCUAUUACAAUCUGAAUUUCCACAUAGACUUUUAAACUACAGGUUUACUUGUAUUGAUUACCCCUAAAGCCAGAGGCAGAGAGAACUAAUUAGGGUUGCCCUAUUGGCUAACUCAAUGCCCUCCAUACCUUUGACCCACAAUUAUUUUUAAACUCUUCUCCAAUCCACAUAUAAAGCUGUUUUAAAGUGAAUGGAUAUUACACUAGUGUUUGACCAGUGAUGAUUUUGUAUAUGCCCCCCACCUCCCCUGGGGUGUGGGAUCAUGGGGUUAAGGUUUACUAUUGCCAAAUGUUGUAAAUAUUUUGUAGAAGUAUAUUGCCAAGAGAUAUUUGAAUGUUGCAUGUUGACCAAAGGGAUUCUGUAUCUGAAGAGCAUAUGCUACUAAUACGUGCCUUAGAAGAAGAUUCUGAGCUGGGUUUAGAUAAAACUAUGGCAAGAAAAGUGUAAUAAGCAAUACAUGGAAAUAAACACACCUUUGUUAAAUGCA
This is a messenger RNA of Lemur catta (Ring-tailed lemur), 3075 nucleotides long. It is a transcript of the gene C1QTNF3, whose product is annotated as C1q and TNF related 3. The transcript has 6 exons. Bases 229 to 1188 code for a protein of 319 amino acids. NCBI's taxonomy places the organism in Eukaryota, Metazoa, Chordata, Mammalia, Primates, Lemuridae. Gene Ontology annotation, molecular function: protein binding. The record is from RefSeq and is a predicted model, not a curated record.